Molecule: messenger RNA, 837 nt
Organism: [Torrubiella] hemipterigena
Lineage: Eukaryota; Fungi; Ascomycota; Sordariomycetes; Hypocreales; Clavicipitaceae
Source: the annotation of a GenBank genome assembly
AUGGGUACAACAAGGCAGAGAAUCCCGUCUACUAUAGAUCUCUGUUUCUCUAAUAUCCCGGGCAGCACCGCUACCGUGGAGGAGCAUCUCACAACGGGUACAUUGCACCAUACGAUAAGUAUUAACAUCCCAAGCUGUGACAGGCCUCCCCCGGUGCAAGGGAGAAUACGGGUUACAAAGAGCCACGAGCUUAAGAAGUUCUCGGAACUCGUCAAGCACGCUAUGGACUCACUGAUAUAUGACACGACAACACACGCGACUAUCGAGAACCUAGCUGAGGAACUCACUCAGAUACUACAGCAAUCUGCGCGAGCCGCAGGCCGCGAGGUCAAAGGGAACAGGCCGAAAUGCAAGACCUGGUGGAAUCAGGAAUGCCAAGACGCAUGUGACCAGCUGAGGACUAUGCGUAUCAUCACCGACGAUCCUACCGGCUUAGAAGUUCAGAUCGCGCGGCGGGACCUUCACAGAGCCAUACAGAUGGCACGGAAGACAGGUAUAAAGCAGUAUAUCGAAGACAUCCAGGCCAAGACGGAUGUGUAUAAAGUAACAAGAUGGAUCCGACCGAAAAGAAGGACAGAACCCCCGCCUAUCCAGAUAAACGACGAGGUCUACGAGACCGACCUCGAGAAAGCAGAAGCCUUGCGGAAAGCUAAGCUGGAAACGAGAGACGCCUCGCACGAUAUACACGACCCGUGGGACUGCCUCGUAGAGGAAAAGGAAGAAAUCCCCUUUCAAGAAGAGAUUACUAUUAGGGAAGUCGAAGACGCUAUUCUACACACGGGCAAUACUACCCCUGGAAUAGAUGGUAUUACCACCGCGAUGUUGCGGCAUGUUUAG